GUUCGGUCGGACGAAGCUUCUCUUCUGAUCGUUUCGCCCUCUUCGUUUCUCUUCUGAUCGUUUCGCCCUCUUCGUUUCUCUUCUGCUCGCCCGUGACCCUUCCUGUUCGGUCGUUCCUCUGCUCGGAAUCUUUUCUGCUCAAGACCGCUUCAGGUAUGUUUGUUCUGCUCUUCUUCUCAUAUUUGUUCUUCAAUUUCUUCAAUUUGGAGCUUGGAGCUGUAGAGCUUGUUCUGAUAUUGUUAUGCGAUGUGUGUAUACUAUGGGAUAUUGUUAUGCGAUGUGUGUAUAGUUGUAUACUAUGGGCUAUUAACUAGUUCUGAUAACGUUACACUGUAUAGCAGCAACUAUGGGCUACAUUGUUCUUAAUUUCUUAUUGGUGUAACGUUGAGAAUGGGGAUUAGAAGCAAUAUUGGUUAUAUUGCUUUAUUGUUUUGGCUGAGCUUAUCUGCUAAUUGGGUCUACAAGUCUAAAUAUUGGGUUCUUUGCAUAUUGGUGUAACGUUGAGAAUGGGGAUUAGAAUAUAGUAAUUGAAGUGUGUAUUUUUCAGGAAUUAUGAGCAGCGGAGGAACACCUCCUAUUAGUUCUAGUGCCGGGUCUGUUAACGCCGGUGCUAGUAGUGGAUCUGCUGAUCCUGAAAAUGAGACCAUUGAUGAUAAAGCACCAUUGUGGAAAUUUGUGAAGAAGAUUGAAAAAAUGGCAGGUGGAGGAAGUUGGAGGUGGCGGUGCAGUUUUUGCAAAUUGCACUACAACGGGUCUUAUACUAGAGUUCGUGGUCAUUUGUUGAAAGAAGGAACAGCGGGGAUAGCAGUUUGCAACAAGGUUACUCCUCAUGCAUUUACUCAAAUGUCUAAGUUGGUGAGAGAAUGCAAGGAGAGACUAAUGAAUGCAGCUCCUAGACAAGUUCCUCUACCAUCAUCAGGACAGCAAGGGGGGAGUUCCAGCACAAGUAGCUAUGGGAUGAGUUAUCAUGCCUAUAGUGAAGCACAAACAGCAAGUGAUGGUGGAAAGAAGAGGAAAACAGCUGCUGGUUCAGUUGAAAAGGCCUUCCAAAACUCAGCUAGGGAGCAAUGCGAUAGUGAGGUUGCAAGGAUGUACUACACCGGUGGCUUAUCUUUCAACCUAGCUAGAAAUCCACACUAUCGGAACUCUUACAUUCGUGCUUCUACCCUUCCAGGCUACAUUCCACCAGGCUACAAUGCUCUAAGGACUACACUUCUUGCAAAAGAAAAGAAAAAUAUUGAGCAUCAUUUACAGCCAAUCAAGAUUACAUGGAAAGACAAAGGUGUGAGUCUUUGUAGUGAUGGUUGGUCUGAUGCACAAAGAAGACCAUUGAUUAAUGUGAUAGCAGCUUGUGAGAGUGGUCCGAUGAUGUUGAGGGCUAUAAACUGUGAGGGGGAAUUCAAGGAUCAUGCAUUGAUUGCAGACUUGAUUAUAGAUUCCAUCAAGGAAGUGGGUUGGGAAAAUGUUGUGCAAGUGAUUAACGACAAUGCUCCUGUUUGUUCUAAGGACGGUGCCUUAAUAGCAAGUAAGUAUCCUACUAUUUUUUGGACACCAUGUGUAGUGCAUACUUUGAAUCUUGCUGUCAAGAAUAUUUGCACACCUUCAUUAGUUGCAAGCAAUGCGGAUGUGUUUGAUGCAUGUUGUUGGAUACAGCCAGUUUCUGAGGAUGUUAUGUUUAUCAAGAACUUCAUUAUGAAUCAUGGAAUGAGAUUAGUGAUGUUUAAUGACCAUUGCAAUUUGAAGUUGCUUUCGGUUGCUCCCACAAGGUUUGCAUCUACGUUAAUCAUGCUAAAGAGGUUUAGGCAAAUCAAAAAUGGUUUGCAACAGAUGGUCAUCAGUCCAAAGUGGGAUGAUUACAAAGAAGAUGAUGUUAGGAAGGCAGCUUCUGUGAAAGAGAAAUUAUUAGAUGAGUUGCUGUGGGAUGACAUUGAUUACAUCAUUUCUUUUACUGAGCCUAUCUAUGAGAUGAUCAGGAGAGCAGACACUGAUAGACCUUCUCUUCAUUUGGUGUAUGAAUGGUGGGAUAGUAUGAUUGAGCAAGUGAAGAAAGCUAUCUAUAGGAAAGAAAGGAAGCAACCUCAUCAAGAGUCUCCAUUUUGGGAUGCGGUGUAUAAGGUUCUAAUGGCUCGUUGGUCCAAGAGCAAUACUUCUCUCAAUUGCUUGGCACAUUCAUUGAAUCCGAAGUAUUAUAGUUCGGAAUGGCUUAGUGAAGAUACUAAUCGUGUUGCUCCCCACAAAGAUUUAGAGAUUACAAGGGAGAGGAAAAAUUGUAUCCUUAGAUACUUUGCCAAUGAAGAUGAUCGAAGGAAAGUUAACAUAGAAUUUGCCAAUUUUUCUAUGUGCAUGCAAGAGUUUGGAAGUGGAGAUGCUAGGAAGGAUAGGUUUAUUAUGCAGCCUAUAACAUGGUGGGCUGUCCAUGGAGCUUCGGCACCAUCUCUCCAAGCCAUAGCCUUCAAGGUUCUAGGUCAACCUUGUUCUUCUUCAUGUUGUGAAAGAAAUUGGAGUACUUACAAUUUCAUUCACUCUGUGAGGAGGAACAAGAUAACACCACAAAGAGCGGAAGAUUUGGUGUUUGUGCAUACCAAUCUUCGCCUUUUAGCUAGAAGAAGCCCAAGUUAUAAUGAGAGUGCAACUCAAAUGUGGGAUGUUGGAGGUGAUGAGUUUGAUUCUUUGGAAGAGACUAAUGUUGGAAGGCUUGAGAUUGCUAACCUUUCACUUGAUGAACCACAAUUAGAGGGGGUUUUGUUUGAAGAUGAAGACCUUGAGGAUGUUGUCCAAGUUGAAUGAAGUUGAUGGUUGUUGACUUGUUAUUAGUGGUGUUAACCUUUUAUUUCAACCUUUGGAUUGAUAAUGUUUGAUUGUCAUAAACUAGUAAUUUCUAAUUUAUUUAUGUUUCAU
Rosa rugosa (rugosa rose) is the source of this 2898-nucleotide messenger RNA. RefSeq lists its product as uncharacterized. Lineage: Eukaryota; Viridiplantae; Streptophyta; Magnoliopsida; Rosales; Rosaceae. The record is from RefSeq and is a predicted model, not a curated record. The transcript has 2 exons. Gene Ontology annotation, molecular function: protein dimerization activity. The coding region runs from base 553 to 2787 and encodes 744 amino acids.